Symbiodinium pilosum is the source of this 759-nucleotide messenger RNA. The record is from the annotation of a GenBank genome assembly. Lineage: Eukaryota; Dinophyceae; Suessiales; Symbiodiniaceae.
AUGGCACAUGAUGCAUCGCAAGAUGGUGAGGAGCUUCAGCGUCGGACGGUGGACGGAUACCUGGUGCGACCUCGUCCAGUAUCACCUUUGGCACGACAGAUUGGCAAGACAGCCGUGUCAGUCAUUGGCGGAGAUCUUCCCGUGACGGUUCAGGAACUAGCCAAGAGGGCUUACUUGUAUACGCUCGAUCCGUUGCGGAAUCCCGUGAAGGAAGUUUUCCACGCUUCAACCUCAGUUCUUGCGAUGCCGCCAAUGCUUGGAAUAUUCAAUGACAUUCCGAGUCAUAAGAUGCGCGAAGACGAGGUAGAAGCAUGGGCCCGUGCUGGAUUUUCCUUCAUCGUGUCCGAUGCUGAGCAUCGGCAAAUCUCAGGUUGGCAGGGCCGGGAGGAGAACGCUAUGAUCGGGAGGGCAGGCAUGCUCCCCGUGCAGCGACUUCACCGCGAGGCGAUCUCACAGCAUGGAGAUGCACUGCAGCUGGGGGCCCGUGCCACCAUGCGCCCUUAUGCUACGACUAUUGCUGAGGCAGAGCAGUACUUCGAAGCGAUAACUUUCCCCCGUGGUCAGCCAGGUAGUGCAUCCAAGGACUCGAGGGGUGGGUACCCGACGAGACUUGGAGACCGCACACUAUGCUUUACCCCGGACAGUCUCCGAGCAUCGGAAAGCGAAACGCAGGGAUGGCUGCAGUUCGAGACGAGCGAAUACAUAUUGGAUGCAUCUCGUUAUGUCGAGGUUGGCAUAAGCUUUGGUGUGCCCAUGUAA